Molecule: messenger RNA, 255 nt
Organism: Botrytis porri
Lineage: Eukaryota; Fungi; Ascomycota; Leotiomycetes; Helotiales; Sclerotiniaceae
Exons: 2
Coding region: 1-255 (84 amino acids)
Source: RefSeq, a predicted model, not a curated record
AUGAGAGUGUCGUCAGCAAAUCAAGUAAGAACUUCCCACUUGAACCACAACCUCACUACUACUGCAUGUGCUGACCCCAGACAAUCAGCCAAGUCUCACUUCACUCGCUCUGUGCGGUCCGACGAAUUGAUCAGUGGCGAUGGCAAGUACAUUUAUCUCCAUCAUCAUGAUGGACAUCUUGCUGACGCCGACUGGCCUACAGGUCAAUCCAUUGAUCUCGCACUUGCAUCGUGUACGCAUCCUACCUCUCGUUGA